Messenger RNA from Zea mays, 3111 nucleotides. RefSeq names its product P-loop NTPase domain-containing protein LPA1 homolog 1. The transcript has 7 exons. The record is from RefSeq and is a predicted model, not a curated record. NCBI's taxonomy places the organism in Eukaryota, Viridiplantae, Streptophyta, Magnoliopsida, Poales, Poaceae. Bases 859 to 2757 code for a protein of 632 amino acids.
AAAAAGAAAAGCAAUUCCCGUUCCCGUCCUUCCUGAGACGAGAAGGCUAGGCUAGCUAGAGAAAGGGGGGGGGGAGGGGGCGACACCGAGGCGGGGGCAACGGGAGCAAGCAAGGCAAGGCAAGGCAGCAGCAUGGGGGAGAAGCGAACAAGACCGCGGGGCGCGCGGACGCCCAUGUGGACGCCAUGCGCGGACGCGGCGCGGACGUCGUGACACCUGCAGCCCCCCGGCACCCGGCCUGCACCGCCAUGGCCCUGCCGCCGCCGCCGCAUUGCGCCUCAAAACCCCCCUCCGCGCCUCCCGCCCUCUAGGCUCCCCGCUCGCCAAGGCCAAACCCCCCACCGUUCGGUUCCUGAUCCGGCCUCUCGGCCUCUCCGCUGGAGGUAGGGGACAUGGCGGAAGAGGCAUCGCCUCCGCCUCCGCCGCCCAAGCUGCUCUACAUUGCCGUCGCCGACGGCGGGGGCCGCCGGGCGUUCCGGUACACGCGCCCCGUGCUGCAGAGCACCCUGCAUCUCAUGGGAUGCAAGCCUCGCCAUGCCUUCAAGGUCCCUCUCUUCCUCCCUCUCCCCGCUCGCUCUUGCGUGUCAUCCUGCUUUGCUCCUAUAGCUUUGUUAUAAAUAAAUAAAUAAAAAGAAGCUCGGGUUGCUAUAUUAUGAUCGAGGGAGGCGGGCUGUCUGGUCCUCUAGCGCGGUGCGGUAGAUCCCUGCAUCGAAAGCUUAGCUUUCCGCUCAAUUUCUGCGGGGGCUUGGGCGUGAAUCACCUCCUCCGGCUGCAUGUCUGCUGUGUUGGCUGGCAUGUGUGUGGUUUGUGAUCGCCGAUUUUGACAAGAAAAAGAUUAGCAAGAGAGUAUUCGAUGUAAUGAAGAGUGAAUUCUUGGCUCAAUCAAAGUCAGACGGGGCAGGCAAACAAGAAAAUUAUCCUGCUCUUGGCCUUGGAGAUGGAACAGAUACUCAAAAAAUGCUGGAGAGAAGCGAUAGCAGCAUACCGUUUGAAUUAUACAAGAACCAGACUACCGUUGUUAUCUCAAGAGAGGAGUUUGUAAGUGUUGUAUGCGAUGCCCUCUCUUUGUACAAGUAUGUUGGACCCAACCAGAAAGCAGACCUGCUCCUCGCUUGCAGAAUUAAAGAGAGAAAGGAAUCGGUGACAAUACUCUUGUGUGGGACAAGCGGAUGCGGCAAGUCCACUUUAUCAUCUUUGCUGGGUAGUAGGCUGGGUAUCACGACAGUGGUUUCUACUGAUUCCAUACGCCAUAUGAUGAGAGGCUUCGCAGAUCAAAAACAGAAUCCUCUUCUCUAUGCCUCGACCUACCAUGCAGGCGAAUAUCUAGAUCCUAUUGCAGUUGCUCAGGCGAAGGCAAAGCACAAGGCGAAUAAACCCACGGUUGUUUCUCAUCCAAAUACCUGUGGAGGCACUUCUUCAGACGACAAAUCACAGCAAGGGUCCUCGGAACUACCUCCUAGAGCCGAACUGAUUGGCAGCAAGCAGAUGGCGGUAGAAGGCUACAAGGCGCAGAGCGAGAUGGUGAUCGACAGCCUGGACAGAUUAAUUACCUCCUGGGAAGAGCAGAAAGAAUCCGUGAUCGUCGAAGGAGUGCAUCUAAGCCUUAACUUCGUGAUGGGAUUAAUGAAGAAGCAUCCUUCCAUAAUACCAUUCAUGGUAUACAUCACAAACGAGGAGAAACACAUGGAACGGUUUGCUGUGCGUGCGAAGUACAUGACACUAGACCCAGCGAAGAACAGGUACAUCAAGUACAUCCGAAACAUCAGAGCCAUCCAGGAAUACCUGUGCAACCGCGCUGACAAGCACCUCGUGCCGAAGAUCAACAACACCAACGUCGACCAGAGCGUGGCCGCCAUACACGCCACGGCCUUCAGCUGCCUCCGCCGGCGAGCGGCCGGGGAGCAGCUGUACGACCUCAACACGAACACUGCUGCCGUAGUGGACGAGGAGUACAGGAACCAGCGUGCGGCCAACACCUUGGGUUCCAAGGGCAUGUUCCAGCUGAUCCAGAGGCAGGGGUCUUCGAGGAACCUUAUGGCGCUCCUCAACACCGACGGCUCAGUCACCAAAGCCUGGCAUGUAGGUGCCACUGACGGCGGUGGGGAAAAUCUUGGUGGUAAUACAAGCAGCGGCAAGAAGCCCGAUGAAAAUCGUGUGCUGGAUGCCUCGCAGAUUGGGAAGGCAGAGGCGGUCAACCUCCAGUUCGGUCCUUUCGGGAUCAGCGCCUGGAUGAGCGACACGGGUGGAACCAGCCAUGCUGGAAGUGUGGAAGACCUGAGGGCUGAUGGCGUGGAGACUGGUGGUAGGAAUUACUCGUCGUGCUGCAGUUCGCCGAAGACGUCGGAUUCCACUUCGAAGGAGCUUAUGGAGGACUAUUCGGUCUAUGUCAGCGAAGAAGAGGAAGAGGAGGAAGCUGACGACCCUUGUGAUGCUGAAACUGAUGAAGAUCUAUCCGAUGAAGAAAGAGACAUGCACGAGAUAGAUGCAGGCUCUGUGGACGAGCACUCGACCAAGUCAGACGAGGAGUAUGAGGACCUAGCCAUGCGCGAUGUGAUGGAGAGUGGCGACUGGUCCGACGAUGAGCAGCAAGGCGUCAGCAAAACCAAGAACUCACCUACCCUGGAGUGCAGCAUUCAUGGGAGUGGGGCAGCUGAAGAUGAUGGCAUAAAUGGCCGGUACCACCACAACCUGGACCUGUUCCUGAAGAUGUCCAAGGAGGUGGUAGCCAGCAACAGAAUGCCUUGCGCGUCGUCAUAGCCCCACCGGCCGGCGACACGCUGCCCUGGUCCCGGCGGGUGAUACGUUUCUUGGGCUGGUGCUGUAGAGUGGUGGCUGUGUCUUUGUAGCGUGUACCUGUGCAAACUACAAGAUGCCCUCACCUGGAUGUAAAGAGAGACCCUGAUGCUUUGUCCAGGCAACCAUGUUCAUCCAUACCAUGUAGUAGUAGGAGUAUUAGGGGGUGUUUGGGAACAAAGUUUUUCUGCAGUUUUGGAAGAAUACUGCAGUAUUCUCAAAUACUGCAGUAUUAUAUACAUAAUGGUGUUUGGUAAGCUGGGUAAAAUCUCUGUUUUCAAAACUGAAGUAUUGCAAAUACUAUAGUUGUUUUAAGGC